AGCAAAGCCGCGUCAGUGCAAAGGCACGAGCUACGCCGUCAAGCUGACGAUGAUGACAUGACGCUCGGCCUUUUUAUCUUAUCGCCGUUGAUUGUACGUUGCCUUCAUUUAGACGUCGUUGGUUGCCAUCUAAAAAGAAUUGUGCACGCUUUGUUUUUGUAUUCGCGUUUUAUAUCCGGUGCGGAGAAUUCGACAGAAACGUAGACGCAGCAUCCCGUUUCGAAAAGUGUGCUCCGGGACACAGCUGAGCUCUGUAGGUGUUGCGAGGAGAAAGGAGAAGGCCUAUUGCACACACACGCGCGCGCGCGCGUGAAAUCUAUGAGAACUUUUUAUGAAUAAGCGCGAGGUAAUAAAACUGCAGAUAUGCGUGCAAUAUAAUAUACAUGUAUAUACGUGAACAAGUGCGCGGAUAAUGAGUCACGUGCUAGUGAAUAAAAGUACAACGAGCCCACAUUGUAAACGCUGAUGAAUAGUUAAAAAAUAGUUGAUCCGUAGUUAUAUAGCUCGAAAGAAACUUGUAAGAAACUUUUAGUUCCAGAAAAAAAUGAAAUAUUUUAACUUGGUGGAAUUACUAUAACGUUUGCGUGGGAAACGUUUUAUACACGAGCAGGAAAAGCCGCAGGAAGAGACAGCCGUACCGUGACAACCAAUGGCAAUGACCAGGAUUAAUGAAUUGAUGUUGGAGAACAACAGAGAAAAUUCUUCUCUCUGAGCAAGUCUACGUAUAUAGGGAAAGGAAGAACGUUUUCAUGUUCGAAGUUUUUACCUCAUAAUGGAAGUGAAGCCGAUACCAAAACCGCGAUCGGUGCUGACCGAAAACAAGCCAAUACCGGCGCCACGAAAAAUCCUGCCAUCAGUUCGAUCCAGCAGCCCGACUAGCGAGUCCGGCCAGUCCGAAAAGAGCGACGACUUGAAGCCGACUGCGAGCAAUACUACAAACAACGAGAGCUCGCGCAGCAAUCACGAAUUCUUCCGCAGUCUCAGUACGAGCUCGCGCCAGCUGAAAGAUGGAAUCUCAGAAAAGAUGACAGUGAAAGGACGCGCCGUUAUUUCCAGCACGCGCAACGCCAGUAUCCGGCUGGAGAGGUCGGUGAAGAACUUGCUAACGCGACGAUUGUCAUCUUUGAAUCAAGACGACGUGGUAGAUGGUCAGAGUACUGACCAGAAAAAACUUAAAGACUCGGUGGGAGUCGAGGAGGACAGAUGCGUGUCGAUGCCGGCUGACAACAUCUUCAGCAGCAUCUCGUUCUACAGCCCAUUGAGCGGUAAUUUACGCAGCGUGAAAAACGUGGAGGAUUUAUCUGACAGGCACAGUCCGCCACCUCCGAUUUAUCCGCCACCUCCGCUUCCGGACGAGUCUAUCUACGACGAGCUGCAGUCUGUCACAUCGGGAAGUAGCGGCCGAUACGACACGCUCAGUUCUACUGUGUCUGACAAUGUCGAGCGGGACUUCAACCUUUUGAACUUUACACGAAAUCAAGGUAGCGAUUCUUCCGAUCAAAGUCUAAACUUGUCCGACGUCAAUUUAAGUCUGUCACUCGACAAGUUUGAAACCUCCUCUGCCAAAAGGCUAUCGAGGUCAGAUUCUUGGACCUUCUAUGAUGCCACACCUAGCGCGAAAGCCGAAAGUGUAAAUAACGUGGAUAGAAUAUUUAGUGUAGAGGAGGAAGAAAACUUCGAGAAAUCCUUCGAAAAAGAGUUAUCGAUACUCGAUCGAACCUCCUGUGCGUCCAACGAGAGUCAUGCUUCAGUUCAGAAUUCGAUCUACGAGAACCUGUCAUCGCCAAAGAUUGAUUGUCAACAACAACCGACAACGCCUCCCGCGAACACCAGACAACAGAACAGCAAGUCUCUUCUCUACGAAUUUGAUCCGUUUGCGAAAACAUCCGACAAUGAAAACGUCAAGAACAAUAAUGACGAUUUAUUGUUGUUAGAGACAUUGUUAGCGUCCACCAACGAUUCUGGUAGCGUCGACAGCGCGCUGGAGUUUGCAGGCAACGCAGAUAACGAAGGGGAUCAGGAAAAUGAGGAGUUGACUCAUCCUGGCAUUAGUUCGAUACCUCCAGAACCACCGAAAAGGUUCGAUUCCCUUCCCAAGAACGAGUACGACGUAGCGGAAGGAGUGGAGCAACCCGAGAAGAAUCAAGUUUUGAUCAAAAAUCCGCCUCUUUUGCCGAAACUUGCGCACAUGGUAACCAAAAAGCAGCCGGCAGUUCCUCCUAGAAAACCUUCUACAAGAAGAUCUUCUGCGGAUACUUCGCGUUUUCUUCAACCGACUGUCAGCACAACGACAACAACCAUGACGAUGACAAAUAAAGUCGAUGAAGAUACUACCAGUUCUUCAUCGAGAGCCGCCGAUGAUCAUCGCAAAGUAAGUGUGAUACAGAAGCUGAAGAAACUUCGACAUGAGUCUACGGUACAUGCUCUCAAGCCUAAUGUGAUCAGUUUCGUAAAGAGUGGAAGUAAACUGUUGUCCAGGACACGCGAGCACAUGGCCGAGUCCGGUUCGAGGUCACCGCGAAUGGAAAGGCCAAAGGUUAAUGCCCAGCAUAAUCCGGUUACACACAGGGGAAUAGUUUACAGACCUGGAAUGGGCAUUGAGAGGGCUAAGGACCUCGUGCUAAGAGCGGCGGUAUUGCUCGAUCGGAAGUUAUCGUUCUAUACUGACAAGAGCAUGUCUACGCUGAAAGAGGUCGUGGAAUUGGAGACAGUGCACAGUAUUCAUCUACUGCAAGCUGUUAAGUUCGUGGACGACGAGGCGGUACAUUGCUUAGCGAUUAGCAGUGAGGGCAGACCAAGCGUGCAUAUUUUCUAUGCAAAAGGUGUCGCCGAAAGACGGGUCUGGGCCCAGAGAAUUCUCGAGGCCACUACGCCAGUUUUUCCCACAAAGUACACCGCCGAACUUACCCGAGCAGGUUGGGCUUACCUAAAGGAAGGCAUAACGGGCACAUGGUUCCCAGCUUGGAUUCUUCUGCAACAAAGAACUUUGAUUUAUACGAAAUCUUUGGAGACUGCUUUUGCUGUAAAUUUUGAAUACGUGGAUUUGCGUAAAGCGCGCUGCAUUGUGUUGCGGGAACAGGAAGGGCCAAUUGCCGGAUGCGGAGCAGUUCCAGUGGUAGUUGUGGAUGCCGGAGGUAGUGGAGCAUGUGCUUUGCACAUAGCCACGCCGGGAACUCACGAGGCGUCUGCCUGGCGACACGCGCUCUAUCAGGCGGCAACCAACUGCGGCCCUGCUUUAGACCAGCAGCAGCUCACGCAGGACAAUGUGCCUGUCAUCUUGGAUAAAUGCAUCAACUUUAUCUAUGUUCAUGGCAUAAUGUCGGAAGGCAUUUAUCGUCGCAGCGGAUCGACCGCUGCCGUAGUGAAGUUAAUGGGGGCUUUUAGGCAAGAUGCAUGGGCCACGCAAAUCACACGGAAUUUAUACACGGAACACGAUGUCGCAACUGUUCUCAGAAGAUUUAUCCGGGAUUUACCUGACCCAUUGUUUCCUACUAAUAUUCACGAUCGGCUUUGCCUCACUUCCGAAUCGACCAACGAAGAAAACAGAGUAGCAACUUAUCGAAAGUUACUGUCCACUCUAAAUUCCGUGACGUCGGCAACUUUACGUCGGAUUCUGGCGCACCUUCACGUACUCAGCCAACAGAACGCCCGCAACUUAAUGACUGUUGAGAACUUGUCGGCAGUCUGGGGUCCGACUCUGAUGGACGCCAGUGACAUUAGUGCCGAAGAAUGGAAUCGCGCCGAAACUAAGGUUGUCUGUGAUCUCAUCAAAUUAUACCCGAGACUUUAUCAAUUGUCGCCAGCGGACUUGGCCAAGGAAGCAAAGAUGUUGGAAGUUUUGGAGAAGCAUCAUGUGUGUAACAACGGACCGCGAGCCGCACCCUCGGGAGAUCUCAAGAUUUGGAUAUACAUCCUGUCGCCGGACGGAGAGUGCACAAACGUCACCAUCGGGCCACAGAAAACUGCGUUUGAUGUAUGUUGCGAGCUCGCUGACAAAGCCAAUUUGCCAGCUCACGUAUUGUGCUUGGAAGAAUACACGUUGUCUGGUGCAUUGGAGCGACCGUUGCAUCACAACGAACGCGUUCUAGAGACAGUGGCGAGAUGGGGAUAUUGGGAUACGGAUGACAGGAAAGACAAUAUUCUUGUCCUAAAGAUGGAUCGACUGUACAAAGACAUCGUGCCUCUGGUAAAACCGCCUAUGACGAUCUCCGGAGAACUAAAAUUUGCGGAUUCCAGGACAAAAAACUUGAAAACCUACCUCUUUGAAUUUAGCCAGGCAAAACUUUGCUGUUAUAAAGACAAAGUAUGUUCUAUCAAACUUCACGAAUGGAAGAUAGAAGAUAUUAUUUGGUACUUGGGACACGAGUUUAAACGCAAUCCACAAAUGGGCUGGUCUAUCACAUUUAUUUUAAAAAACAAAGCACCGAUGAGAAGUAAGGAUAGCCCAUAUUUCGGAAAUAUCUUGGCAGGUACUUCUAAGGACGAGCAGUAUAAAUGGUUAGCGGCCAUGCUCUUUGGAGAAUAUCAAUUGAAUCUGCGACCUUCCGCGGUGAACCUCAUGGAUCCAUGACUAAUUAUCUUAAAUGCUUCCAAAGUGAUAAGUGAUACUUUCUACCGUGAAUUUUUUUUUGUGCACGUUGUGUAGAGUCUGAAUAAUUUAUAUAUAAAAUCAUGUAUGUACAUAAUGAAAUUUAAAACCAAAUGGUUUUAAUAUUAUAUAGAUUCUUUAUACACACAAUGCUCUAGAAAUGUGAUCUCGUAUAUAAAAUGUUUAGAGUAGUUAACGGCUCGAUUAGUCAGUGAAAACAGCUUGCCAUUUUCACGAACAAUGCUGUGAAAGUUUAUCAUUAUCUUAUUAAGAAGUUAACAAAUAUAUGUCGCGUAACAUAUAUGAUGAAUAUUACAUUAAGUAACAAAUGCCAUUUAUACAAACAGAAAAGCAAUGAGAAAUAUAAACUCGAAUAUG
Messenger RNA from Pseudomyrmex gracilis, 4966 nucleotides. RefSeq lists its product as uncharacterized. The record is from RefSeq and is a predicted model, not a curated record. Gene Ontology annotation, biological process: signal transduction; positive regulation of GTPase activity. Lineage: Eukaryota; Metazoa; Arthropoda; Insecta; Hymenoptera; Formicidae. Gene Ontology annotation, molecular function: phosphatidylinositol-3,4,5-trisphosphate binding; GTPase activator activity. Bases 773 to 4570 code for a protein of 1265 amino acids. The transcript has 14 exons.